Molecule: messenger RNA, 2664 nt
Organism: Dermatophagoides farinae (American house dust mite)
Lineage: Eukaryota; Metazoa; Arthropoda; Arachnida; Sarcoptiformes; Pyroglyphidae
Source: RefSeq, a predicted model, not a curated record
UGUGUGUUGGAAAAAAUCGCUUGCUCUGUUCGGAUUUUUUUUCAUUUCGAUCAAUUGAAUAUUUUGGCCCGAAUUUUCUAUUUUGGAUUUUAAAUUAAUUUCGGUGAUAAAUUUACUUGUUGAGAAUGUUUCAUGAAUUUUAUAUUUUAUUGUUUACAACCUGAUCGAUCGAUAAAUCAACAGUAGCAUUCGAUCCCAACAGACCAUCGGUUGGGGACAUUUUUGUCCGCCAAAAAAAAACAAGAAUUGCCUGAUCUAAUGAUGGCCCAACGUGAGCGUUGGUAUUUUACAAAAGAUGAGCUUGAGAAUAGUCCAUCGAGAAGAUUUGGAAUCGAUGCCGAAAAAGAACUUUCAUAUCGACAACAAGCAGCUAAUUUAAUACAAGAUAUGGGCCAAAAAUUGAAAGUAAAUCAACUAGUGAUCAAUACGGCCAUCGUUUAUAUGCACAGAUUUUAUACACAACAUUCGUUCACUCGGUUCCAUCGUAAUUCCAUUGCUUCUUGUGCAUUAUUUCUUGCAGCCAAAGUCGAAGAACAACAUCGAAAACUUGAACAUGUCAUCAAAGUUGCACAGAUAUGUUUGUAUAGAGAAAAUCUUGAUCCACGAAGUGAGCAAUUUCAGGCAUUGGCCGCCGAACUGGUACAUCAUGAGAAUCUAAUGUUAAGAACGCUUGGUUUUGACCUCAGUGUACAGCAUCCUCACACAUAUGUAGUCAAUUGUUUUGAUCUUGUUCGAGCCAAUAAAGAUUUGGCUCAAGCAUCAUACAUAAUGGCAACAAACAGCCUGCAUUUGACAACGAUGUGUUUGCAAUAUAAACCAACCGUGGUCGCCUGUAUCUGUGUAUAUUUUGUUUGUAAAUGGGCAUCUUUCGAGCUUUCAAGAUCGAUCGAAGGUCGUGAUUGGUGGUCAUAUGUUGAUCCUAAUGUCACACAAGAAAUGCUCGAAGAAUUAACUGGAGAAUUUUUGUCGAUAUUGAAAAAAUGUCCAUCACGAUUAAAAAAGAUUUUAUCAUCAAGUCGUUUGAAUCCAAUUAUACCUAAUAGUCCAUCAAUGAAACCAACCGAGCAUAAGCGAUCGAAUGAAAACCAACAACACAACAGCAUCAGUGGGAAUAGACCUCAACAGUAUCAUCCACAUCAUCAUCAAAAUUCCUCCAUAUCGUCGGCACAGAAAAUGUCACCCAAAGAUCCAAAAUUCUCAUCACAUGCCAAUAAUGUUCGAUCAUCUAAACCAUCAAUACCAUUAUCGGGUAAUUAUGGUCAAUCUAAUACCACUGGUGUUGAUCAUCACCAAUCACAUCAUCAUCAUCACCAUCAUCAUCAUUCUCAUCAUCAACAUAAUUCUGAACAACCAAUACAUCACCAUGGUACCAAACAAUCACAAUCAAUUGUGACAUCAAAACAGCAGCAACAGCAUUCAUUUGCAAACUCAUCCUCCAAAUCUACUGCUGCUGCAAAGAAUCCUGCCUUAUUAGAAUCGUCUUCAUCAUUAACAUUGGAAAAAAUGAAGAAAGAAUCGUUGCAAAAUGAUAAUAAUAACAAUAAUAAUAAUAAUCAUCAUAUUAAUAGUAAUGUUCCAAAUUUAAAAUCCAAUCUAUCUGUGAUAUCCUCCUCAAGCAACAUCAACAACAACAACAACAAUAAUAAUAAUAGACUUUCAGGCAGUAACAAUCUCAACAAUAACAACAACAAUAAUGAAGUCAUAAACCAUAGUAACAAUAAUUCUUUUAACAAUGAUCCAAUAUUUCAAAUUGAUUCAAUGUUUUCACCUGGAUCGGAAUAUUCCGAUUAUUCACAAACAAAAAAAGAUUCAUUUGCUGAUUUUAAAAUGGAAUUCUCUGAUAAUGAAGAUUCAACGAAUGCAUUCAAUUAUUCAUUACCUGGUCUUGGCUCAUCAUUGAUGAUGAUGAACGAUUCGAAUGAGGAUUCGAAAUCAAAUAUUUCAAAUUCAUUAGAAUUUUCCAACACUAUUAAUCAUAAAUCUUCUAAUAAUAAUAAUAUAAGUCAUCCCACAACAGCUAUGGGAAGCAAUACUGAUUUAAAAUCAUCAUCGUCAUUACCUAUGUUUAAUGAAUUAGCAUCGAAUACAAAUACCAAUCAUCAUCAUAAUCCAACGCCAUCAUUAUCACAAUCAUCUUCAAUGUCCAAUUUUUUACCAAACAAAGAUAACGAAUCAGAGCAAUUGGAGGAAAAAUCUAUGCCUCAAUCAACGAACAAGUCAAUGUUGAAUAUGGCAUCGAAAAUUCCAAUUGUACCAACAACGAAUCAAGUGAAUACAUUAGAUUCGAUUCUAGGUUCGCUCACCAGCAAUAGUAACAAUAACAACAUGAGCAAUAUUGAUUCGAAAUUAUUGCCAUCACAACCGUCUAUUGGAUCUAAUCAACCAUCAUCGACAGCAGCAUUACCACAAGCAACUGCUGCAUUUAAUCAAUUGAUAAAUGAUACCUAUCAUUCAUCACAGCCACCAUUAUCAUCCACAUCAGGCAUCAAUAGUCUAUUAAUGGAUGAUGAAUUAUCAAAACAAUCAUCAUCAUCCUUUACACAAAAGCAUCACCAUAAAGAGAAACAUAAACAUCAUAAAGAUAAACAUAAACAUAAAGAAAAACAUCAUAAACAUAAACAUAAAAAAGAUCUUACAUUUACAAUACAGUCACACAACCAGUAA